Messenger RNA from Linum tenue, 504 nucleotides. Lineage: Eukaryota; Viridiplantae; Streptophyta; Magnoliopsida; Malpighiales; Linaceae. The record is from the annotation of a GenBank genome assembly.
AUGGCCGCCAAUUUCCUUCACUUCCUGCCCCAGAAAUCUCCGAUUUCCAUCGCCCACCACCGCGCCACACCACCGCUAACAACUAAGCAGUUCACACAGAUCAGUUUCCCUCGCCGCCACCGGCAGAACGCCAUCAAUGGGGACGAAACUCCACAGCAGCUUCCACCUACAGUAACGCCCCCGCCGGAGACCGUGGAGGUGAGGUUCAGGCGGCGGUCUAAAAGGCGCGGGAGACAGCGAGGGGAAGAUGGAGGAGGAGCCAAAGGAGCGGCGGCAAGACCGCCGGCGCCGAAGAAGAAAUGGGAGGAAAUGAGCAUGGGAGAGAAGGCGCUGGAGCUUUACGUUGGGGAGAAAGGAGCGCUGUUCUGGCUGAACAAGUUCGCAUAUGCCUCCAUUUUCAUCGUCAUCGGUGGCUGGAUCGUUUUCCGGUUCGUCGGCCCGGCGCUGAAUCUCUACCAGCUGGACGCUCCCCCGCUCCCUCCUUCUGCCGUGUUCAAGGGAUGA